Messenger RNA from Tetranychus urticae (two-spotted spider mite), 3981 nucleotides. Its product is annotated as 5-hydroxytryptamine receptor-like. Lineage: Eukaryota; Metazoa; Arthropoda; Arachnida; Trombidiformes; Tetranychidae. Gene Ontology annotation, cellular component: plasma membrane. Gene Ontology annotation, molecular function: G protein-coupled receptor activity. The record is from RefSeq and is a predicted model, not a curated record. Gene Ontology annotation, biological process: adenylate cyclase-activating adrenergic receptor signaling pathway; positive regulation of MAPK cascade.
UGAUGAUGAGAAUGAAAAUGAUGAUAACUGUAAUGUAAAGUGAUGGGAAAAGCAGAGUGUAACUUUUCAGUUCAACUGAACACAUGAUAAUAUCAGUUUUUGGUUUCAUCUUUACCAAUGAGAAUUACUUUCAACAUGUUUAUCAUUGUUACUGUUUAUUACAUUUGUUACCAACACUUGAAAUGAUUAUUCAACAUUCAAAUUGAAAACAACAGUAAAAAAGGAAACAUUCAACAUUGAUUCAGUUAACAAGUGUUUUACAUUUCAUUUGUUUCCAGUUGCAGUUGGAUUACAUUGUUCAAGUUUUACCAAUAUGAAAAGAUUUAGUUGAGUUUGUAAGAUUGGUGAAACAGUUUUGGGAUUUGUUUCAUUCCCAUUUUUGGCUUUACUUGUUUUAAUUGUUGCAAUUUAAGGGAAAUUAGUUUCAUUUAGAGUUAGUUAGAUGGUCAAAUGUUGCAAAUGAAAGAGAGAGGAAACAUUUUGUUCAUUUGUUUUGUGACAAUUGUUUUCAACUCGACUCUUCAAUUGAUUAAAAUUGUAUUCAUUUUAUCGUGAAAUUGAAGGCUUGUGUUAAACAUGUUUACAUGUUGAUGUGUUGAUAUGGUUUAUUACAUUUACGGUGAUUUCAAUUCAAGUUCAACUCAACUACCAAUGAUCAUCUCAAGUGAUUCCAAUCGUCUCGAUGAUUUAACAUCAAGUUAUCCACUUUUUCUGUUAACCUCAUCUUCACCCAUUGAACCACAAGAGUUGAGUGUUUUCAUAUCGAGUUCAACCAAUGUCAACACAAAUGGCCAUCCAAGUCAUGCAAUUAAACCUGGCUCUGGUGUUGCUGGUGCCAACUUGGGUGAGAUAUUUCACACCAUUGGCAUUGGUGUCACUCUGGCUGCUCUUAUACUGGCCACUAUAGUGGGCAAUGUUUUUGUCAUCAUUGCCAUUCUAAUGGAGAAAAAUUUACGUUCUGUUGGCAAUUAUCUUGUUCUGUCGUUGGCCAUUGCUGACCUUAUGGUAGCUUGCCUUGUGAUGCCUUUAGGUGCCGUUUAUGAAGUGUCUGGUGAAUGGAUUUUGGGUCCUCAAUGGUGUGACAUUUGGACUUGUGCCGAUGUCUUGUGUUGCACUGCUUCCAUACUUCACCUCUUAGCCAUUGCCAUUGACAGAUAUUGGGCAGUGACCAACAUUGAUUACAUUCACAAUCGAAAUCCAAAUCGAAUCGGUGCUUUAAUCAUCUGUAUCUGGACCAUUGCCUCCAUCAUUUCAGUUGCACCGGUUUUGGGUUGGAAGGAUCCUGACUUUGAGAAGCGACUUCUUCAAGAAAAGAAGUGCCUAGUUUCACAGGAUGUCGCCUACCAAAUCGUUGCCACUUUUGCCACCUUCUACGGUCCACUUGUUUUCAUUCUACUUCUUUAUUGGAGGAUCUAUCAGGUUGCUCGAUUAAGAAUCCGUCGUAAACCAGGAACCAGAAUAGUGUUGAAUGUUAAAAAUAACUGUGAAUCCACCAAAAGUCUAUCAGUGCCUUGUAAUGUUGAAGUGACAACCACAAACUUUUCAAGUGACAUGUCGACCAAUACAACAGUAACAACCACAACCGCCUCAAAUCCCAGUCCUGAAAGGUCAUUUGCAAGUCAAAGAUUCUCAGUCUGUCCAAGUAUAGCUAGUCAAGUUAUCGAAGAGAGUUCAAUCAUUCAAAUUGACUCAAACCCAAAUGCCAAUGGAUCUUCACCUUCUCCUAACGCUGAUGAUCCAGGCUUAGGUUGUGAAAUUGACUGUCCAAAUUUAAACAGCACCUUUGAGUGCAAUCGCAACCAUUUGUCAACCUCAUCUCCAGCCAAAGAAUGCCUUAUACCACCGACAACACCUUCCAAUCGAAGUGGACUCACAACGCCAAUCCACAGUAAUCCAGUUGAAAGAGAAAAGUAUACUUCGGAAAAUUGUGGUGGAUCGACGAUCGACAUUGACGAUGACUGGAACUUGAUUGGCCAAGAAAUAUCAGUAACAAGUGAUGUUGUUGUUACAUGUGAUUCAAGAGGAACCAGUUAUCAUUAUGCUUCAGUUACCAACAAGGACAGUUGCAUGGAGAGUGGCAAAAGAGGGAAAAGCAACUCAUCGAUAUCCAAAAAGAACAAGGCAAACAGUGUCAAGAAUAAUUCGAAAAGAAAAGCACUUCGAAUAACGACGAGUUUGAUUAGUCCAAAUAAAGAAAAGUCGACUCGAAAUUAUGGCUCUUGUGGAAGGUCAAGUCGAAUGAGUUCAACCAAUGGAAGAGAUUCAUUAGAAUCAAAGAGAGAACGAAAAGCGGCCAAAACAUUAGCCAUUAUAACGGGAAUUUUCGUCAUUUGUUGGCUUCCAUUUUUCAUUGUCGCUCUUCUUUCGCCCAUUUGCGGUCCACCUUGUGAUCCACCCGCUCUGUUGACCAGCCUUUUCCAGUGGUUGGGUUAUGUCAAUUCAAUGCUCAAUCCUGUGAUUUACACCAUUUUCAGUGCCGACUUCCGAACUGCUUUCAAGAAGAUUUUGCUUGGAAAACGAGCGGUUCAUCGAUCUCAAAAUCGAGUGUAGAAUAUUGGAAAAAAAGAAAUUUCGAUUUUUAUUGUGCUUCAAGUUUCCUUAAACAGUGGCACCAAGUUUUUGUACCAAUUUGGAUACAGUUGUCGACCUCAAAGUGAACUGCAAUAUUUAUAUGAGAAUUAUUAGAGAAACAUUUUUAUUCUGUUUUAUUUUGCCACCAAUAUUGAUAAUGAUGCCUUGCAAUUGGCUGAUGUUUCCUUGAUUUAUUGAAUUCUUGUUUCUUUCAGCAUAAAUAGUUGAAAAGAGAUUAUCAUGAAGCAGAUGAAUUGAUGAAGAGAAGACAAAAUGUGAGAAAUGUGUAAGUUUUGGCUGGACAAAUGUUUAUGGUUAAAUAAUCUUACCUCAGUAUUUUUGUUGUUGUUCUCGCUGGUCCAAUGGUCCAGCAACAAAGUAGCCACGGUCAGUUUAUAUUCAAUUCUUAUUGCUUUUUAUUAUUUUUCCUGUUCAUUCAACCAUGGAAAACAGUGAAACAAAAGUAAAUGGAUCAUCACAAUUGUCAUUCAGUUGAACCUUAUUUUGUUCUUCAAUCAUUUAAGCUCAUUGAUAAAAUAAUAACUGGAUAAUCAAAUAAAACAAUUUACAUCAGUUCAGUUAUUAGAAUGCUUUUAAUGUAAAUUUUUUCCAUCAAAUUUACAUUAGGCAACAAAAGAAGUACAAUGUUUUAGUUGAAUCAACAAAAGUCCGAAGAGCAACAUUUGUCAUGGUGGACAUUCGAGUAUAACUAUAAAUAGCAAAUGAAAAAUAAAUUAAAACACGAAAAAUGUUGAAAGAGAAAUGUUUUCAUCUUAUUUUUAGAUUUUGUAAGAUGUAUUCGGAAAUUGAUUCGUGGGUAGAAAUGGAUUAAAAAAGAUUUGCAUUCACUUGGAAAAGAAUUUGUUUUUCAGACUAAAAAUAAAGUUGGAGUUACAGUUGAAGUUGUAGACACGGAAUGUGCUCGGACAGGGAGUUUUCCCUAUCAUGAGUGUAUCAUGUUCACUCAUUCACACCCUCACUUUCAUGUCAGUUCAUCCUCUGACUUUAUAUUUAAUCAAAUUAAUUUCAUGAGAAUGAGACGAAAAGGUAGGAGGUAGAAACCAAGAUAAUGUUUAACUUUCAGAUCACUCAUGCAAAGGGUGAAAAAACUCAGAAAAUUGUAAGAUCUUGAAAUUUUUACUUUUUUUAUUAUGAAGGGUAGUGAUGCCCAAGAACAAUCCCAAUUAAUCAUUUAAUUCAAUUUAAUUCAAUUUAAUUUUCAUUUGUCGAAAAGCUUCUAAGCUUCAAUAAUUUUCUUAUCAUUUAAAGUUUGUAAUUUUGUGUUAAUCCCUGAAAGAUGACAUCAUUGUAAUUGUUUACUGUUGUCUUAGAUUCAAGGUUGUCAAGGAAAGCUUCUAAGCUUGCUUCAUUAUUCCUUUUCCUUUUUCUUUUGUUCUUUCCUUCCGUUAU